UUAAACAAACACAAAGGAGGCAUAAGGCAAGCAAGGGAGCCGUUUCAAAGGCAAAUCCUACUAAUUACUAAUAAAACUAUUACGAAUUGUCGCGUGCAAGUAUGACUGUGACACGCGAGCGCCAUUAUCAUGCGUUGUAUCCUAGAAAUGGCAGCGGAAGCAACCCCUCAGACCAGCAGCAACAAAGCCUCCUCUGGUACCCUGUGCUGGGCCCUAAAUUGUUAUACAUACAGAAACAGGAUCACGAAAGAACAAGGGAUCACGUUUCACAAAUUUCCUGGCAAGAACAAAGAGCGUGACCGCUACCUCACUUGGGUUAGAAACUGCAGAAGGGAUAAAGAGCCAAACAAUGGAUCACGCAUAUGCAGCAAGCAUUUUCUGCCGAAGUAUAUUUUCAAACCUGCUGGUAUGCAGAGGACUCACCUGACAGAAGAUGCCUGUCCAACUGAAUUUGAUCUGCCAGAACACUUGAAGAUUUUCAAUGAUCCAUUACUUCAACAAACUGAAGAUAUUGCUCCAUCCCAUACAACAAAACCGCCUGGUACACCUGUACCAAGUACAUCUCAUGAAAAUGUACAAUCUGGAACUCCUGAGCCCUCUCGUAGUUGGCACUCGACAAAAAGAGGGUUAAAAAGGCCUACAGCCAGUGACAAGCGGCAUGAGGUACUUCAAGAAGCCCUCCAUCAGUUAAGAAACUUGUCUCAAUCUGAAGAGGGUGAUAACGAUGAUCAAAGUGAUUUUGGUAGUGUUGUUACCAGUGAUUUACUAAAAAUGAAUGAAGAAAAUAAGGUUCUUGCAGAGAAACUCAUAUCGCAAGUGCUUUAUAUCGGAAAAUUAGGCAAACUCUCAUCAUUGAAUAAUUAUGGCUGAAGGUAAGAAUUAUAUUAAGAGGAAGGACAUGU
Messenger RNA from Macrobrachium nipponense, 902 nucleotides. RefSeq lists its product as uncharacterized. The transcript is spliced from 3 exons. Bases 130 to 870 code for a protein of 246 amino acids. Lineage: Eukaryota; Metazoa; Arthropoda; Malacostraca; Decapoda; Palaemonidae. The record is from RefSeq and is a predicted model, not a curated record.